Molecule: messenger RNA, 1255 nt
Organism: Mytilus trossulus (common blue mussel)
Lineage: Eukaryota; Metazoa; Mollusca; Bivalvia; Mytilida; Mytilidae
Exons: 2
Coding region: 176-1255 (359 amino acids)
Biological process (GO): DNA integration; DNA recombination
Molecular function (GO): DNA binding
Source: RefSeq, a predicted model, not a curated record
AAAAACCAAAAUACAAUGAUGGUAGUUUUUUAGACUACAACAAGACUCAAUACAAGAAGAAAAAGAAAGAUCAAAAGUAGAGCAUGUUGUAUCUGCAAGUGCAAGUGAUUCUGAUUGGGAAGAUAUUGCAAAAACUAGACAAGGACAAAGCAGACAUGACGUUAGUUGCACCGUUAUGGAAUACCCAAAACUGGUUUCCACUGAUAUUACACCGAAUAGUGGCAGAUUCAUUUAUGAUAAACAGCCAGAAAAAUCUACUUUUUCAACCUCAAAGUCCGACAAUAGAACAUCACAUAGUGAAAUUAAAAUUAGCAGUUUUCAGGAUAUCGGGGAACUGUUUCAAAGUUAUAGACUAUCAAAAGAAGCUUCCGACAUUAUUGCAUCAUCAUGGAAACCGGCUACCAAACAACAAUAUUGGACAUAUUGCAAAAGAUGGUUGUCAUUUUGCAGUGAAAGGGAAAUCGAUAUAUUUAAAGCCACUGAGUUAAAUGUAUUAGAGUUUUUAACAUUACUUUAUAAUCAAGGUUUAGGUUAUAGUGCUAUUAACACUGCAAGAAGUAUGUUAUCUUCUUUUUUGUCAGUAAAUAGAGAAAUAACGGUUGGUCAAUGGCCACUAGUGAAGCGAUUUUUAAAAGGUAUUUUUAAUCUUAAACCAUCUUUACCUAGAUAUCAAAAGACAUGGGAUGUUAAUAUAGUGUUACAAUAUCUUAUGACAUUAACACCAGUUUACAUGUUGUCUUUGCGUAUUGUAUCGUAUAAGUUAGUUACAUUACUGUUAUUAUUAACAGGUCAAAGGUUACAAACUAUUCAUUGUUUUGAUUUGGAUGACAUAAAUGUUACAGAUAGUAGCAUAUAUAUAGAUGUAAGAACUUUAUUAAAAUGUUCGAAGCCUGGAUCAUAUUUACAACCAAUAGAGUUGCCAGCUUUUAUUGAUAAUGAUAGACUUUGUAUAGUUACUGUUUUUAAGGAAUAUUUACUUAGAACAUCUUCCUUCAGAAAAACUCAAAAGCUAAUCUUAAGCUGUGUUAAACCGUAUCAACAUGUGUCUAAAGCCACUAUUGCACGUUGGGUGAAAACUGUUCUGCAGUUGGCUGGUAUAGAUAUUACAAUUUAUAAAUCACAUAGUACUAGAUCAGCUAGUACCUCAGCAGCUUAUCAAUGUGCUACUUCUAUUGACACAAUAUCAAAAGCUGCAGGAUGGUCAAAUGAUUCAACAUUUAAAAAGUUUUAUAACAGACCAGUUUCAAAACGAUAA